Colletotrichum karsti is the source of this 1545-nucleotide messenger RNA. RefSeq lists its product as uncharacterized. The record is from RefSeq and is a predicted model, not a curated record. Gene Ontology annotation, molecular function: carbohydrate:proton symporter activity. Gene Ontology annotation, cellular component: membrane. NCBI's taxonomy places the organism in Eukaryota, Fungi, Ascomycota, Sordariomycetes, Glomerellales, Glomerellaceae. The transcript has 6 exons. The coding region runs from base 1 to 1545 and encodes 514 amino acids. Gene Ontology annotation, biological process: transmembrane transport; carbohydrate transport.
AUGCCGAGCAAACAAUUAGUGUACAACUGGUAUGUGGCCCUUGUGGCAGCCGGCUGUAUGAUCCUCAUGGGUUAUGAUGCCUCGGUCUUCAACUCAGUUCAGGUGUCGCCGAACUGGAAAGAUCAUUUCAACACCCCAAGUGCGCACAUGAUUGGGCUUAUCAACACCACCUACACUGUUGGCGGCAUCGUAACUGGAUGGUUCUUUGCCGGGCCAAUUGCUGACUAUCUCGGACGUCGCUGGGGCAUGGCAAUCGGAUGCAUUAUUACGAUUGUGGCCACCCUGAUACAGACCUUCACUCCCUGGCAUCAAAUUGGAGUUUUCAUAUUCGGCAGGAUCCUAAUCGGGAUUGGGCAGGCCCUUGCAAUCACAUCUGGCCCCAUUUAUAUCGGUGAGAUUACAGAGCCUGAGAUUCGUGGAAAGGUCAUGAGCUUCUGGCAAAUGUUCUACUCAGUUGGCUCAUUUGUGGCAUACUGGAUUAACUAUGGAGCUGCACGACGGCGUGAUACCCUGGGUGACUGGGAUUGGAAGAUGGUUGUGAUCUUCCAGAUGAUGAUGCCUAUCAUCAUCACCGUACAACUUCCCUUUAUUCCGGAAUCUCCGAGAUGGCUUAUUAGCCGACGGAAUGACGUCGAAGGCGCCCGAAAUGCACUACUCAAAGUUCGCGCAGAUAGUCGGAAGGUCGACGAAGAAUUGUUGACGAUCCGUGAGGCAAUUGAGUAUGAAAAGGAAGCGCAAUCUGAGGGCUGGAGGGCCUAUCUAUCUUUAUUCAAAGACCCCAGCAUCCGGAAACGACUCUACAUCACCUUCUUUAUUAAUGUCGGCCAACAGCUGAGUGGGCAAGGCACUCUGAACAGUUACUCCUCAACGAUCUACGCCAAGGUAUACAAAGAUUUCAACACCAUCAACCUCAUCAAUGCUCUCAACGCUACAUUUGGCAUCUUAUUUACCCUGAAUGCCGUAUGGACUGUCGAUAGAUAUGGCCGAAGAUUCUUGUUCCUAGUGGGAGCUUGUGGAAUGGCCGUGUGCACCAUGAUAAUCCCCAUCAUUGGCCUAACGACUCCCGGAACGAACGACAAGAGCAGGCCAGUCGGAAUUGGUAUCACUUUCAUGGCUUUCCUCUUCGCCUUCUUCUACAAACCCACCUGGGGUGCAACGACCUGGACGUAUACGAGCGAGGUUUUCCCCCUGAACGUCCGAGGACCAGCUGUCGGAAUGAGCGUCCAAAUGCAAGGCGUAGCCAAUACAAUAUUCCAGCAAUUCUUCCCUAUUUUCUAUCAAAACGAGGGAUUAAAAACAUUCUUUUUCUUCAUGAGCAUGAAUGUGUGCCUUGCUUGCAUCGUCUACUUUAUUCUGCCGGAAACCAAAAAGGUCCCUCUGGAAGAAAUGGAUACCCUGUUCGGAGGAGUAAACCAUGUCGAGAAGGGUGCAGCUAUCAUCCAUGAGGGUGAUGUGACGAGAGAGACUGGCGGGACAGCACAAGGCAAAAAUACGCCACCAAACGGCGAGAUCGAAUUGGUGAAGACGAAUGAGAGAAGAGCAUAG